Messenger RNA from Hyla sarda, 4071 nucleotides. RefSeq lists its product as uncharacterized. The record is from RefSeq and is a predicted model, not a curated record. Gene Ontology annotation, biological process: negative regulation of endopeptidase activity. Gene Ontology annotation, molecular function: serine-type endopeptidase inhibitor activity. Bases 1 to 3981 code for a protein of 1326 amino acids. The transcript is spliced from 16 exons. Lineage: Eukaryota; Metazoa; Chordata; Amphibia; Anura; Hylidae.
AUGAGGAUCUCUUUGUUUUUGGGAGUAGUUGUAUUUUUCACAUUGGCCUUUGCUCAUCAUGAGGAGGGCCACCAUGAACACCAGGAUGAUCACCAUGAACACCAGGAUGAUCAACAUGAUCACAAACACGGCCAUCACCAUAAUGAGUCCUUAGCCUGUCACAGGCUAGCUCCAUACAAUUCUAAGUUUUCCUUUGACCUGUAUCGGCAGGUAGCUCUGGAUCAUCCUCACGAGAACAUCGUCUUUUCUCCUAUUAGUAUCUCUACUGCGUUUGCUUUCCUUUCCCUCGGUGCUAAAGCUCAGACCCACUCACAGAUCACUGAAGGAUUGGGUUUUAACACUUCUGAGAUCUCAGAGCAAGAAAUUCAUGAAGGCUUUAACCAUCUAUUGCGUCUCCUGAAUGAUGCAGACAGAGAGCUUCAGCUCAGUGGUGGGAACGCUCUCUUUAUUUCCAAGGAACACAAGAUUCUCCAGACAUUCUUAGAUGAAGCAAAGAGGCUCUACCACUCAGAAGCAUUUUCUACUGAUUUCAAAAAUACUGAAGAAGCCAAAAACCAGAUCAAUAGUUAUGUGGGGAAGAACACCCAUGGCAAGAUCCCUGAACUGCUGGACAGUGUAGACCAGGACACCAUAUUUGUCCUUAUUAACUACAUUUAUUUUAGAGGGAAAUGGGAGAAACCAUUUGAUGAAAAAUGGACAAAAGAAGGUGAUUUUCAUGUCAAUGAGAACACAACAGUGAAGGUUCCUUUCAUGCACAGAACAGGAAUGUACCAUGUUGCCUUCACUGACGAGGCCACCGUGGUCUCCAUACCCUAUAAAGGAGAUGCCGGUGCCAUGUUCAUCCUGCCAAAUGAGGGGAAGUUUUCUCAGGUAGAACAGAACUUUCAUAAAGAAUCAAUUAUGAAAUGGAAGAACGCACUGAACAUACGGUUGGUGGACUUAUCCCUCCCCAAAUUCUCGGUCUCAUGUACUAUAAACCUUAAAGAAACAUUAAGCAAAAUGGGUGUAGUAGACGUCUUCUCAGAUAACGCUGAUCUUUCUGGAAUCACUGAAGAAGCCAACGCAAAGAUUUCUAAGGCCAUCCAUAAAGUUGUGAUCAGUGUGGAUGAGAAGGGGACAGAAGCGGCCGGCUCCACAGCACUCGAGAUUAUCCCCAUUAUGCUUCCUCCUCGUGUGGAAUUUAUCCGUCCUUUCAUAUUUACAUUGUAUGACCACACAACUAAAAGUGUUCUUUUUGCUGGAAGAAUCAUCAAUCCCCGGGAGAAGGUUUUGGAGAAAAAAACGCAGGAAACUGUUUUACCCUUAGAGAUCUUCUGUGUGAGCACGGCUCCUGCUCCCACGGAGGACGGGUCUACCUCCAGAAGCAUGAGAGUCUUUAUGAGUUUGGGAAUAGUUGUACUUUUCACAUUGACCUUUGCCGAUCAUGAUCACAAAGAUGGCAGGAAGCAUAGCCAUCACGUUAACGAGUCCUUAUCCUGCCACAAGAUAGCUCCAUACAAUUCUAAGUUUUCCUUUGAUCUGUAUCGGCAGGUAGCUCUGGAUCAUCCUUCUGAGAACAUCGUCUUUUCCCCUAUUAGUAUCUCUACUGCGUUUACUUUCCUUUCUCUCGGUGCUAAGGCUCAGACCCACUCACAGAUCACUGAAGGAUUGGGUUUUAACACUUCUGAGAUCUCAGAGAAAGAAAUCAAUGAAGGCUUCCACCAUCUUCUGCAUCUCCUGAAUGAUGCAGACAGAGAGCUUCAGCUCAGUGGUGGGAACGCUCUCUUUAUUUCUGAGGAACACAAGAUUCUCCAGACGUUCGUAGAUGAAGCUAAGAGGCUCUACCACUCAGAAGCAUUUUCUACUGAUUUCAAAAAGACAGAAGAAGCCAAAAACCAGAUCAAUAGUUACGUGGAGAAGAACACCCAUGGCAAGAUCACCGAGCUGCUGGACAAUGUAGACCAGGACGCCAUAUUUGUCCUCAUCAACUACAUUUAUUUCAGAGGUAAAUGGCAAAAGUCAUUUGAUGAGAAAUGGACAAAGGAAGGAGAUUUCCAUGUUAAUGAGACAACAACUGUGAAGGUUCCUUUCAUGACCAGAACGGGAAUGUACAAAGUGGUCAUCACCAAGGAGGCCAUUAUGAUCACCAAACCCUAUAAAGGAGAUGUCAGCGCUUUAUUCAUUCUGCCAGAUGAGGGAAAGUUUUCCGAGAUAGAACAGAAUUUUAAUGAAGAAUCAAUUAUGAAGUGGAAAAAAUCAAUGCAGAUGCGUUCAGUUGAAUUAUCCCUCCCCAAAUUCUUGGUCUCUGGUACUAUAAACCUUAAAGAAACAUUAUGUAAAAUGGGUGUAGUAGACGUCUUCUCAGACAACGCUGAUCUUUCUGGUAUCACUGAAGAAGCCAACGCAAAGAUUUCUAAGGCCAUCCAUAAGGCUGUGCUCAGUGUUGAUGAGAAGGGGACCAAAGCCGCCGGCUCUUCUGCAUUUGAGUUUCUCCACCAUACAACUCCACACAGAAGAAUUGCGUCCCUCCAGGACAAGGUGGAGGAUCUGGAGAAUUGGUCACGGAGGAACAAUUUGCGGGUGGUGGGGCUCCCUGAAGCCGUGCUGCUCAACCAACUUGCUACGCUAUGCUCUGUGGACAUACCUAAAGCGCUCGUUUCCUACAUGUCUUGGUCCCCAGGUGCUCUCCAGAGGCUAUGGAAGAUGACUGUUCUACAAAAUCAGAUGUCACUUGUCCUCAGAAUCUCCCCCAUAGAGAUAAAAAUGAAGCUUUUCACUUUCCUUUGUUUAAGCCAAGUUCUGCUUUGUACACUGGUGUGUGGUGACCAUGGAGGACCACAUGACCAUGACGACCAGGACCAUGACGACCAUGACGAGGCAAAGGCUUUGUCCCAAGUAGCUCAGUCCAAUAUCUGCUUUUGCUACAAGCUCCACCAACAUCUGGCUGCUGCUUAUCCCAAUGACAAUAUCUUUUACUCCCCAUUAAGUAUUUCCAUGGCCUUUUCUCUGCUCUCACUAGGCGCCAAUGCCAAUACCCUCAGUCAGAUCCGUGAAGGAUUUGGUUUCAACACGCCUUUGGUCUCUGAAGAAACUAUCCACAAGGGCUUCAAGCAGCUUCUAAACUUCAUUGACCAACCUGAACGUAACCUUAACCUGAACAUCGCCAACGCUCUCUUCAUUGAUAACAAACAGAAACUUCUAGAAAAGUUCUUAGAUGGUGCCAAGAAGUGGUAUCAUUCCGAAGCCAUCUCCACUGAUUUCCUUAAGACAGCAGAAGCCGUAAAACAGAUCAAUAGUUACGUGGAGAAGAAAACCAAUGGGAAAAUUGAAGAUUUGUUGGACAAUCUUGAUCCGCUGACAGUUCUGGUUAUUGUAAAUACCAUUCUCUUCAAGGGAUCAUGGGAACAUCCUUUCAAUGUCAAUCGUACCAGAGAAGAAGACUUCCAAGUGGAUAAAAAUACUGUGGUGAAGGUUCCGAUGAUGACCAAUCACGGAGAAUAUCUAGUGGCCUUCAUGCCUGAAAUUGGAUGUACAAUAGUCGAUGUUCCCUAUAAAGGAAACACCUCUGCAUUUUUUAUCUUGCCCCAGGAAGGAAAAUUACAUGAUGUUGAGAAAGCUCUUCAAAAUGUGUCACUAGAGACCUGGUGCAAAGAAAUGAGACCAAUGGACAUUAUUCUUUCGAUACCAAAAUUUAAAAUUUCGGCUGAACUUGAUCUUGUGAAGGAGUUACAGAGCAUAGGUAUCACAGAGGUGUUCUCUGAAAAUGCCGACCUCUCAGGGAUCACGGGGGCGCACAAUCUGAAAGUGACGAAGGCUCUGCAUAAAGCCGUGAUCGAGGUGGAUGAGAAGGGAACAGAAGCCGCUGGGGCCACAGCCAUUGGGAUCACAAAGCUGAGUCUCCCCCCACAUAUUAAAGUGAACGGGCCAUUUAUAUUGACCAUUAUAAACAAAGACGCCAAUACUAUGCUCUUCACUGGAAGGAUUAUCAACCCCAAGAAAUAAACUGAAGUCACGCACAAUAAAGUGCCGCCAUCUAUUUUCUGCCUUCUUGUCUUUAUUACAUAGAUAUUUAAAUCCCUUUUUAGGGUAGGG